UAAAUUUGCCCUUGUGACGUACAGUCAUAAGCCUCAGACUGAGUUCCAGCUCAACAGCUACCCAACAAUACGGGAAGUCCUGGCACACGUCAAGGCCAUGCCGUACCGUGGUGGGGGCACCCGGACCGGCCUCGGCCUGGAUUUUCUGAUCCAAACACAGUUGACCACCGCUUCUGGCAGCCGUGCUGUCGAUGGCGCAGCUCAGGUGGUGGUGGUGUUAACAGAUGGCCAGUCCCAGGAUGACGUAGCAGAGCCGGCUCAGGUGCUGUGGCUGGCAGGCGUGGAGGUGUUUGCGGUUGGAGUUCAGGAUGCGGUUGACUCGGAGCUCAGGGAGAUGGGGAGCCAGCCCCAUGACACUCAUGUAUUCAGUGUAGAAUCUUUCCUGACUUUGCGAGAUAUAAUUCAAGAUUUAGUAGUGGGGCUUUGCGACGCAGUGACACGCUCAGGGGGGGGUCCUGUGGCAAACGAGGCCCCAAUGGCUGGAGGAGGGACAGCACAAGAUUCAGCUGACCUAAUACUCUUAAUUGAUGGAUCAGAGAACGUUGGAGCAGCAAACUUCCCCUUUGUGCGUGAUUUGGCUUUGAGAAUCAUUGAGCGCCUCGAUGUGGGCAGGGACACUAUUCGGGUUGCUUUGGUCCUGUACAACGGCGACCCAGAUAUAAAGUUCUAUCUAAAUAGCUAUGACAGCAAGUCAUCAGUCGUGGAAGCUGUGAAGGGCCUGGCCUACUCAGGGGGUGUUGAGUCUAACUUGGGUGCCGCCCUGGAGGAAGUGGCCCAGAGCCUUUUGAGCGAAUCAGCUGGGGGCAGGGCAGACGAGAAUGUGCCCCAGAUGUUGCUCGUUAUCAGUGCUGGGCCAUCCACAGAUGAUACUGGUGCCGGGGACCGGGCCCUUAAGAGGGCCGGUGUUAUCACAUUCGGCGCUUCGGUCGGUGACACGGCUACUGCAGAUCUGGAAACAGUUGCUACAGAUAAGACUUUUGUCCUGUCAGCCCCUGAUUUCAGAGCAGUGGCAAGCAUUGGUGACCAGCUGUUUCCAUACAUUAAUGGGGUGGUCCAACGCACCAUUAUAGUUCAGAAUGAGUUCACAGAAGUUGUGGCAGUUGGAAAAAGAGACAUAAUUUUCCUUAUCGAUAGCACAAUGGGUGCAACGAUCAUCAAUUCUGUGCGUGAAUUCAUCAAGCGGUUUGUGGAAAUCAUGCCAAUUGGUCCGGACCAGGUUCAAGUAGGUGUGGCCCAGUUCAGCAAUGCCCCUCGACUUGAGAUGGAUCUCAAUUCCUAUGGAUCCAGGGAAGAAUUAACGGCGGCUUUGAGCUCUAUCAAACCAAGACCUGGACAGACGGUUAACAUUGGAGCAGCCUUGGACUUCGUGCGAACAAAUAUGCUGCUGCCUGAGAAGGGAAGUCGUAUUAACCAGGGGACCCCCCAGGUUUUACUGCUGAUGACCAGUAAGAAGUCCAGUGACAGUGUGGAAGCACCAGCUUUGGCCUUGCAGAGAAUGGGUGUGUUGACUCUUGCUGCAGGCUCCAAAACAGCUGAGGAGCAGGAGCUGCAGAAGAUCGCCUUUGCUCAAAGCGUUGCAUUCUAUAUGAGGGACUUCCGGCAAUUGAUUCGCAACCCAAAGGCCAUAGUUGAUGCACUCUCCACUCUAGCUGGGGUGGUGGUGACUGAAGUACCGACCGAGACAGUGACGGUGAUAACAGUGCCCACUCAAAGAGUGGUGCGAGACAUUGUCUUCCUUGUCGAUGGCUCAAACUACAUUGGCAGCAGUAACUUUCCCUUCAUGAGAGACUUCAUUAUCAACGUGGUCAACCAGCUGGAUGUAGCUCCUGACAGAGUCCAGAUUGGUCUCCUUCAGUUUGCUGAGCGUCCGAAAAUUGAAUUUUAUCUGAACAGUCAGAGCAGCAGGCAAGAUGUUGUGGAUAAAAUUUCUCAACUCAGACUCUCCGGAGGCUCGGUUCUGAAUACAGGAGCUGCUAUGAAUUAUGCCCUGGAAAACAUGUUCAGGGUAUCAACUGGCUCACGCAGGAAGCAGGGAGUCCAGCAGGUGUUGGUUCUGAUCACCGGCGGUCCAGCUCAGGAUCAGGUUAAAUCUGUAGCUGAUAAAUUGGCUCUGGCUGGUGUUUUGACCUUCACUGUCAGCUCUGGGCAAGCAGAUGAAGCGCUACUGAGGAAUGUUGCCUUUGUUCCAGAUUUGGCUUACCAUGAAACAAGCUUCUCUAGUUUGCCAGCUCUAGCUGAAGUCAUCAUGCCAAAGUUGAUAACUGUGGUUGGUGAUACAGAUACAAUUUCAUCAACCUUCCCUGAGGAAACUGUUGUUGGAGGUGAAAGAGAUGUGGCCUUCCUCAUUGAUGGCACAGAUAGUGUUCGUGGAGAUUUUGAAUACAUCAGGGAUUUUAUCAUUAAAGUCAUUGAACCACUUGACAUCGGGAGUGACAGAGUGCGAGUCUCAGUGGUUCAACACAGUGAGAGGCCAACACCAACCUUCUACCUUAACACAUAUCAAACCAAAGAUGAGGUAAUAAGAGCUGUCAAUGGAAUGACUCUGACUGGUGGACGAAGCCUAAACACAGGAACUGCUCUUACAUUCAUGAAGAACACCAUCUUGUCUGAAAGGCAUGGUAGCCGUUCGGCACAAAAUGUCCCUCAGUUCCUCAUCGUUUUGACUGGAGGCAGAUCCAGGGACAACGUGAAGGAUCCUGCUGGAGCGCUGAAAACAGACGGGGUCGUUCCAUUUGGUGUUGGUGUCAGGGAUGCAGACCCGAGGCAGAUAGAGGCCAUUUCGCACAACCCUUCCUUUGCCUUCAAUGUGAGGGAGUUCAGUGAGCUUAACACUGUACCACAAAAGCUGAACAACUAUGUGAGCCUUCCAAGGGAACAGCUGACCCUGGUUCUACAGCAAGUUGAAUUAGAGUCCCCUCAAAGAGACAUAGUGUUUCUAUUGGAUGGGUCAGACGACACACAGAAUGGAUUCCCAGCAAUGAAAAGCUUUGUCCAAAAAGUGGUAGAAACACUCAGUGUUGGUGAGAACAAAGACCGUGUGUCUGUGGUCCAGUAUAGCGGGGAUCCACAGACACAUUUCAGUUUGAACACCUACAAUGAAAAAGAAAAUGUUCUUGCUGCAGUCCAGCAGUUGAACCACAAAGGAGGCGGACCCCUUAACACUGGGGCAGCUCUCGACUACGUGAGGAAAAGUGCUUUUUUGGAUUCUUCUGGAAGUCGGCAUCAUGACGGUGUCCCUCAAAUACUGAUUUUGUUGAGUGGGGGAAGAUCUCAUGAUGAUGUUGCAAGUGCUGCUGCGGCUCUAAAACAGGUCAAAGUUGUUCCAUUCUGUGUAGGAACAAGAACUGCAGACAUAUUAGAGCUCCAAAUGAUUGCACACAACCCUUCCUAUGCCUUCUCUGUGCUCCGGUUUGAUGAUAUUGGGAGCAUCUAUCAACAACUUGUCUCAUUUGUGAAAAGAGUGCCUCGACAUCAGCCACGACAAAAAACACAGAAUGCAUUAGUUUCUACAGAUCCAGCUGAGUCCAUUCAACACGAUAUCGUAUUUUUACUGGAUUCCUCAGAUGAAAUGCAAAAUGACUUUAAGGCAAUGACUGGCUUUGUUGAGAGAAUGGUUGACAAAUUAAAUGUGGAUGAGAACAAAGAUCGUGUUUCGGUGGUGCAGUACAGCAGAGAAUCCUCUGUUGAUUUUUUUCUGAACACACACAAAACACAGAAGGAUGUUGCUGACAAUGUGCGCAUUCUAAAGCAUAAAGGAGGCAGACCCCUACAUUCUGGUGCAGCUCUUCAGUACAUCAAGGAUAAUGUUUUCACUGCCUCUUCUGGCAGUAGGCACCAACAGGGUGUCCCUCAGAUUUUGGUUCUUUUAACUGGCGGGCAAUCCAGUGAUGAUGUCAGAAAUGCUAUAAACAACUUGAGAGGAUUCGGUGCGAGGGUAUAUGUGGUUGGAAUAAGAAAUGCAGAUAUCCUUGAGAUACAGUCUAUUUCACAGGAAGCCAGUCAUGCUUUCUUUGCAGCAGACUCCAGUGAUCUGUCAGGCAUUGAACAGCAAAUAUUUUCUGACAUCAAGAGCAAUGCAACCCCUGCUAUCAUACGGAAAUUUUAUGAUCCCAGCAGAAGAGACGUUGUUUUUUUGCUUGAUGGUUCUGAUGAUUCUCAGCGAAGAUUUCCAGAUAUCAAAGAUUUUGUGCAGAAAAUAGUGGUGGAACUCAAUAUUGAUGCAAACAGAGAUCGCGUGGCUGUGCUCCAGUACAGUAACGAUGCAGUGAUUGAUUUUGACUUAAGACGUUACUCAACAGAAGAUGAUGUUAUUGGUGCAGUAAGAGGCCUCAGUCACAAAGGAGGUUAUCCUCACAACAUUGGAGCAGCUCUCCAGUAUAUAAAGGAUCACAUAUUUUCUCCGGAACUAGGAAGUAGACUCCUUGAGGGAGUUCCACAGAUACUCAUACUACUAAGUGGUGGAAGAUCUGAAGAUGACAUAAGAACCCCGGUCAGAAUGCUGAAAGACACCGGUGUCAUUACAAUUGCCAUUGGAACAACUGACGCUGACACCCUACAGCUGCAAACUAUUUCUCAUGAACCCAAUUAUGCAGUCUCUAUUACUGAUUAUGAGGAACUUCCUACAGCUAAGCAGGAUGUGUUGUCAUUGUUGAGAGAUGCUUCUCAACGUCUAGAGCGAACCGCUUCCCCCAAAAGUUUUGAUUCAGAGAAAAAAGAUGUUGUAUUUCUUAUUGAUGGAUCAUAUGACUCACGAAACAGCUUUGAAGAAAUACGAGGCUUUGUUGAAAAAAUGGUCGAAAGUUUCAAUCUUGAUGAGAACAGAGACCAAGUGGCUAUUGUUCAAUUCAGCCGUGAUGCAACCGUCAAUUUCUACCUGAAUUCCUAUUCAACCAAGAACGAUGUGCUCAAUUUCAUAAGAACAAUAAGACACAAGUUGGGCAGACCUCUUAACAUUGGCAAAGCACUUGAGUUUGUUAAAGACAAUGUCUUUGCUGACUCAGUUGGAGGCAGAAGUGCAAAAUCAAUCCCUCAAUAUCUGUAUGUAUUUAGUGGUGGGAGGUCAGGGGAUGAUGUCAGAGGACCAGCACAAUCACUCAAAGAAAAUGGCAUAAAGACUUUUACUAUUGCGACAAAGAAUGCUGAUACAUUGGAAAUGCAAACCAUCUCCUUCACACCAGCACAUUAUUUUCAUGUCACAAACUUUAACAAUCUGCAAAGCAUACCUCCAUCUGUAGAAGCAGCAUUGAGGGGUGCUCAAGAAAUAACAGAAAUCCCAACAGCCAUUGGUAAGAUGUAG
Molecule: messenger RNA, 5296 nt
Organism: Eleginops maclovinus (Patagonian blennie)
Lineage: Eukaryota; Metazoa; Chordata; Actinopteri; Perciformes; Eleginopidae
Product: collagen alpha-3(VI) chain
Exons: 9
Coding region: 98-5296 (1732 amino acids)
Source: RefSeq, a predicted model, not a curated record